Messenger RNA from Nymphaea colorata (pocket water lily), 1134 nucleotides. RefSeq names its product very-long-chain 3-oxoacyl-CoA reductase 1-like. Gene Ontology annotation, cellular component: endoplasmic reticulum. Gene Ontology annotation, molecular function: ketoreductase activity. The record is from RefSeq and is a predicted model, not a curated record. NCBI's taxonomy places the organism in Eukaryota, Viridiplantae, Streptophyta, Magnoliopsida, Nymphaeales, Nymphaeaceae. The coding region runs from base 94 to 1056 and encodes 320 amino acids. The transcript is spliced from 3 exons.
GAGGCUUCUUCACCCUUGCUUCCCUUCAGACUCUAAGCUUCCAUAUCUUCUUCAGUAUAAAAAGCUAUCCUUCCCUCACAUCAUACCACUGAAAUGCUUCAAUUUCUCAAGGAGAUGAUGGACUUCAAGUUCUUGCUCACUCUUUCAACACUCAUAGGCCUUUUCUCUCUACUCAAGACAUUGGUGGUGAUUCUGAGAUGGGCCUGGGGCUCAUUCCUUAGGCCCAAAAAGGACCUGAAGAAGUAUGGUUCUUGGGCAGUUGUCACAGGUCCUACUGAUGGUAUAGGGAAGGCUACCACUUUUCAACUGGCUCGCGAGGGCCUGAACUUGGUCCUAAUAGGCCGGAACCCUGCCAAGCUGAGCUCGGUCUCUAGCGAAGUGCAGGAACGGUUCGCCGGCGUCAAGGUCAGGAGCAUUGUAUGCGAUUUUGCAAAAGAUUUGGAGAAUGGAAUUAAGAGAAUAGAGCAGGGGAUCAAGGAUUUGGAUGUUGGCAUCUUGAUCAAUAAUGUUGGGACUACUUACCCUUUUGCAAUGUUCUUACAUGAAGUUGAUGAGAAGUUGAUGGAAAGUGUGAUUGGUGUUAAUGUGGUGGGAACAACAAAGGUGACUCAUGUGGUGCUUCAAGGAAUGGUGGAGAGGAAGAGGGGAGCGAUUGUCAACAUUGGAUCUGGUGCUUCUUCUGUUCUGCCAUCUUAUCCCCUUGUUACAAUAUACUCUGCAACCAAAGGGUACAUAGAGAAAUUCUCGAGGAGCCUCAGCGUCGAAUAUAAACCCUAUGGGAUCGACGUUCAGUGUCAGGUUCCUUUGUAUGUGUCAACGAAGAUGACGAAAAUAAGGCCUUCCUUCUUCGCUCCCUCGGCAGAUGAGUACGCAAGGUGGUGCCUGCGCUGGGUAGGGCACGACGCCGUCUGUGUUCCUUACUGGACUCACUCCAUCCAGUCGCUUGCAGCACGCUUUCUGCCCGAUGCCUUCCUGGAUUGGUGGUUCUUUCGCUGCUUUCUUCUCCUGCGAGAGAAGGCCAUGAAGCAGCAGCACCUCUACUCCAAGGAGUCAUGAGCCAACGUUUCAUAUCAGAGAGAGAGAAUGUCUAAGCAAUACUUUUGCUUAUGAAUAUUAUUACGAUUAUUAUGAUGA